AUGCGCCCCACCGGUUUUGAUUUCACUUCCGUUCGUGCCACAGCAUCUCUCCGUGACGAGUUUCUGAGAUCCAAUCUUCCACUCAAGGUGAAUCCCAGGAUAAUCAUGGAGCUCUAUAGUGAUGUUACGCCCAAGACAGCUGAGAACUUCCGCGCUCUGUGUACUGGCGAGAAGAGCCGACCUGGGAAGCUUCUUCACUUCAAGGGCUCCACCUUCCAUCGUGUCAUUCCUAACUUCAUGUGCCAGGGAGGUGACUUCACACAACAUAACGGUACCGGAGGAGAGAGCAUCUAUGGUGAGACGUUUCCGGAUGAGAACUUCGUUAAGAAGCACACCGGACCUGGUAUUCUCUCCAUGGCAAACGCUGGCCCAAAUACCAAUGGUUCCCAGUUCUUCCUUUGCACGGUGUCGACCCCCUGGCUUGAUGGCAAGCACGUGGUUUUCGGUAGUGUUGUUGAGGGAAUGAACGUUGUCAAGGCAAUCGAAGCUGUUGGCACAGCCAGCGGUUCUACAAGGAAACCUGUGGUCGUUGCUGACAGUGGACAGCUCAGCUGA
Closterium sp. NIES-65 is the source of this 555-nucleotide messenger RNA. NCBI's taxonomy places the organism in Eukaryota, Viridiplantae, Streptophyta, Zygnematophyceae, Desmidiales, Closteriaceae. The record is from the annotation of a GenBank genome assembly.